Messenger RNA from Leptosia nina, 5079 nucleotides. NCBI's taxonomy places the organism in Eukaryota, Metazoa, Arthropoda, Insecta, Lepidoptera, Pieridae. The record is from the annotation of a GenBank genome assembly.
AUGGAUGAUAAUGAGGAUGUUUCUAAUGAAACUUCCACUAAGUUGGAAGAUGAUGGUCCAGCGAUGGUGGGAGAUGAUGAUCUAGCCAAGGUGGAAGAAGAUUUAACGUCCAAAACGGAAGAAGAUUUAACUAUAAAAACGGAAGAAGAAAUCAAAGUUAUUGAUGAACCAAAAGUCUCUGAAAGUGAAAGCAAGGAAGAUGUUAAGACAACGGAAACAUUGGAAGCGUCUAAUAUAGAGCAAUCAGCAGAUCCUGAAAGUAUAGGUGAUGGAGAUAAGAUAAUUAAAGAAACAGACUCUGAUGAACCAAUUGAGAGUAAACCAGAAGAAUUAGAGGAAAUCAAAGCUGAGGAAUCUUUACUUUUAGAAGAAUCAAAAGAAAUUGAAUGUGAGAAUGAAAAACAGGCGGAGUCAAAUGAAUCAGUUAUUGAAAAGUUAAAGGAAUCAGAUGAUGAAAUAAGUGAUAAAAAAACCGAUAGUGAUGAUGUUAAUUGUGAUAAUCCUACUCAUAGUGAUGAUUUAAUUCAUAGUGAUACCCCUAUUGAUGAACCAAACAGUGAAAAUGCAGCAACUGCUACCUAUAUUAUUGAAUCUAAAGAUAGUGAGAAUGCUGAAACUGCUUCCAGUAUUAGUGAUAUUGUUCAAUGUGAUUCACCAAAACAUGUCAAAGAAACACCACAAGAAGGGAUAAAAGAAAACACUGAAAUUGUUGAAAGUGAAAAGAAUGAUGAUGCACCAGAUUUUUUUUUAGAAACAUCAAAAGAGUUGCCCUCAGAACCAGGACCAAGCACACAAGGAUCUGGUAACCAAGAUAUAGAAAUAGAAAUUCAUCUCGAAUCCAGUCAAGAAGAUCCUGAAAUAAGAAAUGAUGGAGAUAAAGAAGUUCAGAAGCCAGAGUUUGAAACUGCCCCUAAUGUAUCUAUGGAGGAUACGCAUGAGGAUCACACACAGGCAUUGGAUCCAUUUGAUACCCUUCUGAGGGAUUUGCCAGAUCCUCCUGCAGAAACAAGCACUCAAACAGCAGAUGUUGACACAAUGAACAUUGAUGAUGACGAUGACGAUGAUCAUAAUGUGGAAAAUCAUGUUGAUCAGGUAGAUGGGGAAGAUGACCAUCAAGAUGAAGGCAGCUUAGCUGAGCCGGGAGCAGAUGAAGAAGUAUGCUUGCUACCAGACACUGAAAGAGAAAUCUCUGAAGCUGAUAAACAGGAAGCAGAAAAAGUCUUAGCUGAAAAGCGGAGGCAGGCGGAAGAAGCUAUGUCCAGUCAAGUUCCUGAAGCUAAUGUCGUAGCAGACAUUGAGCCAGAGUCAAGUGCAGAAAUGCAAAAUACAAAUGCAACCUCUACUGAUGAAGUGGUAGUUGUUGAUGGAAAUGAAAAUGGUGGUGAAGAAAGGGAAAAUAAAGAUCCAGACGAAAUAGACACAAACGACGAAACAUCGCUGACGGUUAAAGAAGUUCCUGAUAUUUUUACUCAAUGCCAGAGCUGUAGUACACAACAGCCAUGCAAAUAUCUUUUUAUACUGGACGAUAAAGAACAAUACUACUGCUCGGAAGUUUGUAUAAAAGCGUUACAAACGCAUUUUAAUGAAAAGUCGAUAGUCAUACUGAAAGACAAGUAUAUAAUUGAUGAAAUCGUCCCUAUCGAACAUGUUUGCUCGGAAUGUGAAGAAACGAAAAUUUGCUAUUUUUAUUACAAGUAUGAUGGUGAAGAUACUUACUAUUGUUCACUUAAGUGCCUGAAAAGCAUGAUGGCGGACGAAUCUGAAAAAUACACAUUUAAACGUCUCAAGAUCUUUGUUGAACAAAUAAAACAGCCUAGACAGGAUAUAGAGUGUGUAGUAUGUAAUGAGGUAAAAGCGUGUCUAUUUACGGCGAAACGGUAUGGUAGCGAUAUAUAUUUAUGCGACGCACCGUGCCUUAAAAUUCUCAAUGAGCAAGAGAGCGGACGAUAUUCAUUAUGUAUUAACAAAAAAUUACCUACACCAUUGAAACCCCAACCACUGCUUAAAUUGAAAGUUAUAAGUAAUGCGACAGAUAAAUAUUUGGAUGAAGCAUACAAGAUACAGGCGAAAACACCCGACUUGGUACAAGCAGCGCGAGAAGAGAGGGAGCAAACAUUCAUUCGAUUAUGUGCUCACUGUUACCAAUUAGCUUCUAGUGAUGAUAAAAUGUUGACAUGGGAAACCAUGGACUUUUGUAAUAAAGUGUGCUUAGGAAGGUAUCAACAUAAAAACGGUUCUAAAUGUGCAUAUUGCAAGAGUGUAGUUGCUUUGACUAGCUUAGGGAAAUACUGUGUUCGCUUUGGUUAUGACAUACGCCAGUUUUGCAAUUCUCGAUGUCUGGAAGAGUUUAAGAAGGGUUUGAAGAUCUGUUGUUACUGCCAAAGAGAUAUAUCAGUUGGGCAUGAAGGCUUCUUGGCACCGGUGGGUGACAAAGGCCAGUUUAAAGACUUCUGUACGCAGGUCUGUAUGGAGAAAUUUGACCAGAUGAGCAAGAAUACUAAGCCUCAACCCGUUUGGGCAAAAUGUGCAGUGUGCUCGUUAGAAAAGGGGACUACAAUUGAAGUGGAAGUUAUGAAUAUUUGCCAAAGGUUGUGCUCAGAUCCAUGCUUUGCGGCGUUCAAGUUCGUAAACAAUAUAGUCCCAGAUCAAUGCCGCUGGUGUAAAAAAUACUUUGAACGUACAUUAAGAAACUGUUUCACAAUAUAUGAAGGCACCAAACCCAUUCCCUUCUGUACAAAGUCAUGUAUGAACAUAUUUAUCAGCAACUCUAGGCAUAUAGUACCUUGCAAUUGGUGUAAAGUAAAGAAAUACAACUAUGAUAUGAUACAGUGGUCGCACGACAAUCAAAUGGUUAUGAUGUGUUCGUUGAGUUGUUUGAAUCUAUAUGAAGUGUCAGUUAAUGCUGUGUCGUCGAGGAGGAAAAAGUGCGAUAUGUGCAAACAAUCGGCGCUCGCGCAGUAUCACUUGACCAUGUCUGAUGCGACAGUGAGGAAUUUCUGUUCCUACCAAUGUGUCAUAACCUUUCAGGGACAGUACUCUAAGGAGGGAUUACCAAUGGUCGGUGAACCGACAGAUACGACAAAAGCAGUUCCUACUGGGGCACCACGUCGGACGUAUUCGCAUAAGGGGAAAGGGAAAGCCCUAAACCGCGCCUCGACGGGCAUGCCCGUUAUAUCAAACGUACAAUCUCUAGCUACGCCCCCGCCCGUUACGACUCCCACGCGGACUAAAUCCAAACGUCUCCAACAAAUUCAAGGAUCGCCAGAACCGGAGCCCCCCGCGGCACCAGCGACGCCCCCUCCCCCACCAAAACCGCCUACUCCACCCCCGCCUCCGCCACCGAAAAUAUACAACCACGUGAUAGUAAAAACCCUACCACCCCAUGAAGUAGCCAAUAAAGCAACAAUGUCCAAGCCUAUGAUGGUCUCCAAGGGCGUGUCGUGUCGCCCGCACCCUUGUACAAAGGAGUGUCAAACUGACCCCAGCUUAGAGCGGCGAGUCCUAAUUCCCGUCCCUGUACCAAUAUACGUCCCCGUACCUUGCGCGAUGUGGUCGCUACCGUUCCCUGUGCCAGUCCCGAUUCCCUUGCCAAUCCCUACUCCAGUAUUCAUUCCCACCACUAGAAAUUCGGCUAAGGGCAUUAUGAAAGAGAUCAAUAAAAUACACGAUAAGAUGCCAACGGAUCCGUUUGAAGCAGAACUUCUGAUGAUGGCGGAAAUGGUAGCCGGUGAUAAGAAGAAGGACCAGAGUGACUCUGAUACGGACGAGGAGAAUGAAGGUUUUAGCCCCGUAGCGGGAAUGGAUGGUAACAAUGCGUUCGGUGAAGACAUGUUACAAAUGGCACUCAAAAUGGCCACGGAGUACGAAGAGCAGCCGGUGGACUUAGAGUCUGCUAUGACAGCUAAUACGAUAACGCCAAGCUCACAUCCAGGUAUGCCAGGUCUGGAAGGUGAAGGGAUACACCACCACCAUAUGAUGGUGUUGGAACAGCAACGAGCUGUAGCAGCGCUGCGCGCGUCCCAGCCGGCAAGGAAGCGUGCUCCGCCGGCUGCUGCGCCUGCGCCGACACCUCGGGCUUCGCGGUCUUCAAAACGAAGGCGGGAGCCAGCACCCCCUCCACCAGAACCGCCGAGAGAACCCGCUGAGAAACCAGACGCCAACAUGUGCCUUAAGUACACGUUUGGCGUGAACGCAUGGAAACAAUGGGUGAUGACUAAGAAUGCGGAAAUCGAGAAGAGCUCCAUCAGACGAAAACCCUUCAAAUCCGAGAUACUGCAGCUGACAUCCGACGAGUUGAAUUACUCGCUUUGUUUGUUCGUUAAGGAGGUGCGGAAACCUAACGGAAGCGAAUAUGCACCGGACACUAUAUACUACUUGGUUUUAGGUAUACAGCAAUAUUUAUUCGAAAACGGUAGGAUAGACAAUAUAUUCACGGACACGUAUUACGAGAAGUUCACGGACUGUUUGGAUGAAGUCGCGAGAAAGUUCUCUGUUUUAUAUAAUGAUUCACAGUAUAUAGUAACUAGAGUGGAGGAGGAACAUUUAUGGGAAAGCAAACAGCUCGGCGCGCAUUCGCCGCACGUUUUGCUGUCUACCCUCAUGUUUUUUAAUACUAAACAUUUUAAUUUAGUCACAGUAGAUGAACACAUGCAGCUCUCCUUUUCUCACAUAAUGAAACAUUGGAAGCGAAACCCCAAUCAGCCCGGUCAAGCGAAAAUUCCCGGGGCACGGAACGUUCUACUGCGUUUCUACCCGCCCCAGUCAGCGUUGGAAGCGAACUCGCGAAAAAAGAAAGUGUACGAACAACAGGAAAAUGAGGAAAACCCAUUGCGAUGUCCUGUCAAAUUAUACGAAUUUUAUAUUUCUAAAUGCCCCGAGUCGGUGCGCACGCGCAACGACGUUUUCUACCUCCAGCCUGAGCGGUCCUGCGUCCCGGACUCGCCAGUCUGGUACUCCACGCAGCCUCUGACUAAGACUACUCCUACGAGUGUUUUAAUGGAGAACAUUCGUGAUAACUUCUACAAUGUCAGAAAAUGUCUAGGAUUCGUGUCUGUUCCACAAACUUCGACUUGUAGAUAA